This is a messenger RNA of Scomber scombrus (Atlantic mackerel), 2073 nucleotides long. RefSeq names its product SPARC (osteonectin), cwcv and kazal like domains proteoglycan 2 (gene spock2). The coding region runs from base 1 to 1269 and encodes 422 amino acids. The transcript is spliced from 11 exons. The record is from RefSeq and is a predicted model, not a curated record. Gene Ontology annotation, molecular function: calcium ion binding; protein binding. NCBI's taxonomy places the organism in Eukaryota, Metazoa, Chordata, Actinopteri, Scombriformes, Scombridae.
AUGGUGGAAAUUACGGAUAUUGUGUGCCUUCUCGCCCCGCUGGCGAUGCUUGUGGGCUCUACCUUCCAGACCGACAUGAAGACCGUCAAAGAGGCGGAGAAAACGGGGAAUUUCAUGGAAGACGAGCAGUGGCUGUCCACCAUUUCACAGUACAGCCGCAAGAUCAAGCACUGGAAUCGCUUCAGAGACGAGGUAGAGGAUGAUUAUGUGCGUACCUGGGAUGAAAAUCCAGGUUCUAAUGAAAAUGUAGACACCACCAAGGACCCCUGUCAAAAGGUUAAGUGCAGCCGACACAAGGUGUGUAUCGCCCAGGGCUACCAGAGAGCUGUGUGCGUCAACCGCAAGAAACUUGAACACAGACUCAAGCAGCCUGUGCUCAGGUCUCCUGACGGAAACUGUCAGCCCUGUCCCAUCUCUUCUACCGGGCCUGUGUGCGGAUCAGACGGACACAACUAUGCCUCGAAGUGCAAGCUGGAGCAGCAGGCGUGUCUUACAGGGAAGGAUCUUACCAUGAAGUGUUCAGGUCUGUGUCCUUGUCCAACCGCUGCGCCUGCUUCCAAGGAGAGUAAACAUGAUAGCUGCACUGGACAGGAUCUGGCUGAUCUUGGGGAGCGUCUGAGAGACUGGUUCCAGCUACUGCAGAGCAAUGCCAAGCAGAACAACAACAGCAAGCCUGGGGCCAGAACCACUGCAGCCAACACCGCAUCAGUGUUGGACAGGAGCCUGGUGGCCAGCUGUAAGGACUCCAUAGGCUGGAUGUUUUCCAAGCUGGACACCAAUAGCGACCUGUACUUGGACCAGGCAGAGCUGGCUGCCAUCAACCUGGACAAAUACGAGGUCUGCAUUCGGCCCUUCUUCAAAUCCUGUGACUCCUUCAGGGACGGCAAGGUCUCCACUGCUGAAUGGUGCCUCUGUUUCUGGAGAGAGAAGCCGCCCUGCUUGGCUGAACUCGAGAGGAUUCAAGUACUAGACGGCGGCAAAAGAAAGUUUGGUCGAUUCAUCCCUAGCUGUGAUGAAGACGGCUACUACAGGAAGCAGCAGUGUGACAGGGGAGAGUGCUGGUGUGUGGACCAAAAUGGCGGAGAAGUAGCAGGAUCUAGGAUUCGUGGCAAGCCAGAUUGCGACGAUGAACUGGCAUAUUCAGGUGAUUUUGGCAGUGGGGUUGGAUGGGAAGACGAGGAAGAGAAAGAAGCCGAGGAGACUGCAGAAGAGGCAGAGGAGGAAGAGGGAGAGGUGGGAGAGGUGGAUGAUGGGGGAUAUAUCUGGUAAAGUGCCAACGUCUAGUCCAACCUCUCGACGGGAGCAUCUUGAUGGUUUCAAACACAUAACACACACACACACAGAUCCUGCAAAGAGAUGGACAUGGUGAAGCUCUCAGAACAACUCCGGCUUAUGAAAAAGUAAGGGGAAGGGAUGCACAGGUUGGGAGAGGGAACAUGCGUUCGUUUUGGGAGUAUUUCAUGUUACAGAAUGUUCUUAAAAUGGGCAGGGGAAGGGAAAAUAUCACUAUUAGGUAAUUAUGGGGUGUGGAGUCAGGAAUUUUGUCCCUCCUAUUUGUGAAUCUUUGUUCUAUUCUGUUGUAUGUCCUUUGAACUAUCUUUGAGCAGUUUUUAGCUGGCAUUAUGGAGAAUUUAAGCAGCUGCGGGUGCUUGUCAUGUGCUUGCAUAAAAAAUAAUGGAGAAAGACUGGGUGUAUUUCAGUUGUCUAAAUUGGCCUCUAUCAUCUUUUCUUCCUGUAGAAUAACACCGUUUAGAUAACCAGUCCUGGUUUUAGGCAGGAAACGGGCGAUAAAGAGAGGAAGCCACGUCAGAAUAUUGAAAAGCACCCUUUGACUUUUACCGUUUUCAUGUCAUAUGCUUCAGUUCAUGUGUGACAGUAGUGCUCUGUCUCAUUCAUGACUUAUUAAAAGUAAAGUUUCUCACGCAUCACUCUUUAGCUUGUAUAUGUGUGUAUCAGAAGACAGAUCGUCACAUACUAGUCCUGUUAUCAAUGCCUUGAGAGACUAGCAGAAUUUACUGCUUGGUUGACAAGUGUGCAUCGUAUCAUAAUGUGGAUCAAUUAUUGUGUUUAAUA